This is a messenger RNA of Scleropages formosus (Asian bonytongue), 4107 nucleotides long. RefSeq names its product seizure related 6 homolog (mouse)-like 2 (gene sez6l2). NCBI's taxonomy places the organism in Eukaryota, Metazoa, Chordata, Actinopteri, Osteoglossiformes, Osteoglossidae. The record is from RefSeq and is a predicted model, not a curated record. The coding region runs from base 203 to 3040 and encodes 945 amino acids. The transcript has 20 exons.
UAAGCGGAGCGCAGUGGCUCGGCGCGGCCGCCUGGGGGCAGCAAGGGGCGCUCACUCCAAGGCUGUGGACGCGUCGAGCAUUCGAAAGGAAGCUGCGGGACUCGAACCCCCCACCUGCUCGUCCGCCGUGGGCCUGCAGGCACAGACCGAGCGAAGCGCUCUCCUGCGCCGUGGCGCACUGAUGACUGGCGCUCGAUGACUGAUGACUGACGCUGGAGAGACGCGGGAGCGCGCAUCACACAGGGGCUCUCAAUCGCAGCAGGAUCCGCAGGCCCGCGGCACGAGCCCGAGCUGCUUUACACAGGUGCACCGACUCUCUCAAGACAUGGUGUCCACACUGCUAGCUGUGACACUCUGUGUCACCCUGCUACACCUGUCCACAGGCCAGACCUUGGGACUAGGCGAACUUGGGGAUGAUAUCAUUCACGAGACCCCCGACCCCCCGGAGGAGCAGUUCUCUCGGCGCUCCAGUGCUACCCCACAAUCCCUCGGGGAACUCAUUCAUGCUGCGCUUCUCAGCAAAGAGUACCUCGGGCAAACGCCGAGCUCUGCUGGAACAACUACCAGUCCCACGCAGGCAGUCCCUCCCGUGCGUCAGUCAGGGCCUUCGUCCACCAUGAUGUCACCUGGAAUACUCACCACAGCCGCGACGUCGUCGGGGCAACCGCGAGCGUGGGGCGUAGUGACGUCAUCGCCCUCGCAGGAAGAGACCACAACAACUUUGAUUACCACGACAACCAUAACUACAGUGCACACACCAGUCCAGUGUAAUGCCAGUCUGUCGGGGGUGGAAGGAAUUGUCGAGUCUCCGGAUACGCACUCCUCCUCAUCCCCUCUGUACGGACCCCUGGAGUGUACCUACACCAUCAGUGUUUACCGCGGUUAUGGCGUGGAGAUUCAGGUGAAGAAGGUGAACCUCUCCAAAGAGGAAUCGCUCACCAUCCUUGGGCUAGGGGGUGUCGGCCCCGAGCUCCUGGCCAACGAGACCCUGAUGAGCGAGGGUCAGGUGAUCCGCAGCUCCACCAACCAGGUGCAAGUUCAUUACCGCAGCCUCCAGGCGACCAACCACGGCAUCUUCAGCCUCCACUACCAAGCCUUCCUCCUGUCCUGCCCGUUCCCUCGCUCGCCCGAGGGCGGGGGCGUCACCGUCACAGACCUGCACCCGGGGGGUCAGGCUCACUUCCACUGCGACCCAGGCUUCCAGGUUAGAGGUCACGAGGUGGCCACGUGCCUCAACUCCACGCGGCCCCACUGGAGCUCGCCCGAACCUCAGUGUGUUGCUGUGUCAUGUGGAGGGUGGAUCAGAAACGCCACCGUGGGUCGAAUCCUGUCCCCUCCGCCACCCUCUGCCAGUAACCAUAGCAGCAGCAGUAACCUGAGCUGCCACUGGCUGCUGGAGGCCCGCGAGGGACACAGGCUCCACCUCCACUUUGAGAGGAUGGCCCUGGAUGAAGACGAUGACAGGCUGAUCGUGCGCAGUGGCAACAACUCCCUCGCGCCGCUGCAGUUUGACUCGGACCUGGACGACGUCCCGGAGCGGGGCAUUGUAAGCGAGGGCUCGGCGCUAUACCUGGAGCUCACAGCGGACUCGUCCACCAUCCCCCUGCUGCUGGCGCUGCGCUACGAGGCCUUCGACGCGGAGCACUGCUACGAGCCCUACCUGGCCCAUGGCAACUUCAGCAGCAGCGACAUCAGCUUCGCGUUGGGCACCACUGUCUCCUUCUCCUGCUCACCGGGCUUUGUCAUGGAGCAGGGCUCGGGGGUCAUCGAGUGCGUGGACCCCAGCGACCCGCACUGGAACGAGAGCGAGCCAGUAUGCAGAGCCCUUUGUGGGGGGGAGCUGAGCGACCCUUCGGGGACUGUCCUGUCACCCGACUGGCCCCAGAGUUACUCCAAGGGCCAGGACUGCGUUUGGCAGAUCCACGUCAACGAGGACAAACGCAUCGAGCUGGACAUCCGCAUCCUGAACAUCCGCCACAACGAUGUCCUCACCAUAUUCGACGGGCACGACUUCACGUCGCACGUGAUCGGCCAGUACUUGGGCUCGCGGGAGCGUUUCCGGGUCGUUUCGGGAGGAUCGGAGGUCACCAUUCAGUUCCAGAGCGAUCCAGACGAUUCUACCUUCAUCCUCAGCCAGGGGUUCCUUAUUAAUUACCGUGAGGUGGAGCGCAACGACACCUGUCCUCCGCUCCCACCAAUUGAGUUUGGCUGGAGAAGCUCCUCCCACCCGUCAAUGGUGAGGGGCAGCGUGAUGACAUAUCAGUGUCAGCCUGGCUAUGACAUAAUCGGCUCUGACAUCAUCACUUGCCAGUGGGAUUUAUCUUGGAGUAACAGCCCCCCCACUUGUCAGAAAGUUCAGCAGUGCUCUGACCCCGGGGAGGUGGUCAACGGAGCACGGUCAGUACAUCCCGAGCCUGGCUUUGCUGUGGGCACGGUCGUGCGCUUCUCCUGUAACCAGGGAUACCAGCUGGAGGGCCCCAGCCAAGUCUCAUGCCACGGACGCGACACUGGGACCCCCAAAUGGAGUGACAGGAGCCCCAAGUGUGUCUUAAAAUACGACCCAUGUCCAAACCCAGGCGUGCCCGACAACGGCUACCAGACGCUGUACAAGCACAGCUACCAGGCGGGCGAAUCCCUGCGCUUCUUCUGCUACGAGGGCUACGAGCUCAUAGGGGAGGUCACCAUCAAUUGUGUCCCUGGACACCCAUCCCAGUGGAACAGCCCACCUCCCUUCUGCAAAGUCGCUUACGAGGAGCUGCUGGACGACCACAAGCUUGAAGUCUCAAGGACAACUGACCCCUCGCACCAGAUGGAUGGCGAGAACAUCGCCUUGGCCAUUUUCCUGCCCAUUAUCCUCGUCAUCUUCCUGAUUGGAGGAAUCUACAUGUAUUACACCAAUAUGUGUAGGUUCCAGUGGAAACCGCUCUUCUGGAAAUCUCUCUCACACACACACUCCUACAGCCCGAUCACCGUGGAGUCGGACUUCAACAAUCCUUUGUACGAGGCCGGGGACACGAGGGAAUACGAAGUGUCCAUCUGAAGAAGGAGACACAGCGGAGCGAUGUGGCUGAGAGGACAGAGGUUUGGUGGGAAGGAGAGGGGGACGCUUUGCAGUCUCCUCCUGUCGGCUACCUUCAUUACUGCCAUCGUCUUGUCCCUCCCGCCUCGCCCCCCUUUCCACCCGAUGUCUGUACAGAAACACACCUCUGUCCAUUAGCAUAAGUCUGUGUGUAACAUGCGGUCCGUCCAUCCGUGUCAGUGUUCAUCCGUCGGUCCUGUUCUCCUGAGCCUCGGUGUCACCUCAUCUGCUGUCUUGUGCACAACAGUCUCGCAGUUUUGUUGUUUUCAGUCUAUAAUUAGGACUGGUGCCUUAGAGAGGGGGGGGUGUUGAGAGGGAUGGUGAAUGGGGACAGCAGGCGGCAGCUGUACAGAGACUCACAGGUUGGCAGAGAGGCAGACGCGCGCGCGCACACACACACACACACACACACACACACACACACAACAGCAACAGAGUGAAUGUAAAUAUUUUGAUCGAGGCUUACAUGUAUAUGUACUGAAUCUGUGCCAAAACAAGACUUCCCAUCAAUGUGACAUCCCUGAGCAUCUGAACUUCGUAGUCUUAGUACCUUCUGCAUCUUCCAUCUGUAAAAUACAAGGAUAGUGUUUUGUUCUUAGCGGUUUGUACGAAUGCGUCAUCUUUAUACUGUGAAGGACAAGUGGCGGGAGAGCAGCAGGACAUCAUCGCUUUCAAGGCACGCAGUGAUUGUAUUCUCUGUUGCUUCUGCUGAACCAUGUUAUUACAGUUAUAAUUAACAAUGAUUAUUAUUGUUAUUAAUGCUGUUGGUGUUGUGUAUGCACAAUGUUGAAAAUACUAUAAAACUGGUUGCUUGCUGUGAUGCACUAUUGAAAAAAGUAUUCUUUUAAUCAAAUUAUGGUUCCUUUAAGUUCUGUUGAGCUGCGUCGCUCUCACUGUACCAACGAGGGUUUGACCUCAUUCUCAUGGUAUUAUUGCUAUUAUUUAUUUUCAUUGUUUUGCCGUCAGCGGCAACUGUUAACGACUUUGCUGAGAUUGACGAUGAAAUAAACAUUUCUCUGUUGGAUGGU